CUUUUCUCGCUGCGGGUCCGUUCCGGCACCGAUCUCGUUUCCGUUGCCCCCAGUCUGCCCUCCCCCAAGGCCAUCUGCUGCGUCCCCUGCUCUGGCCGCCGCUCUCUGCACCCCGGGCUGUCGCUUUCUGCAACGAAUCGCACCCGAUCUGACCUGCUGUCCUCGGCGUUGUCUGGCCUGAACCACCGUCGACACUAUGACCAACGCCGCCUCCUUGGAUGUCACUGACAUCCUCAUCCUCUCGGUGGUCGCCGUUGCCACCAUCGGCUUCCUUGUCUGGCGCUCCGGCUCGCUCAAGAAGGCUCCGGCCACAUCUACUUCUGGCACCAAGACCACUGCUAGCUCCAGCGGCAAGAUCGAUUUUACCGCAGGCAGUGGUGGCAAGCAAUCCUUCCUCGACAAGCUGAAUGCCGAGGAGAACCCUCACCAGCUCAUCCUCUUCUAUGGAUCCCAGACCGGCACCGCAGAGGAUCUCGCCAACCGUCUUGCCAAUGAGGUCCAGGCCAAGUUCGGCAUCGGCACCCUCAUCUGCGAUCUCGAGGAGUAUGACAUGACCGAACUGCUCCAGUGGCCUUCCCGCGAAGACCAGCGGGCCCAGGGCAAGACCUGGCUCUGCGGCUUCUUCCUUGCUACCUAUGGCGAGGGUGAGCCCACCGAUAACGCUGCUGACUUUUACGAAUGGCUCAUGGAUGGCCGUGGCAAGGGUGACGACGAGGGCGUGGACGAGCCCGACGACAACUCGGAGCAACAGGCUGCCCAGAUGAUCGACUACAUCGUCUUUGGCCUCGGCAACACUACAUAUGAGUACUAUAAUGCCACUGCCCGCCGCGUCGACAAGAAACUGCAGAUGUGGGGCGCCAAGCGCCUUGGUGAGCGCGGUGAAGGCGACGACGAUAACUCGCUCGAAGAUGACUUCCUCAAGUGGAAGCCUGCUGUUCUCGAGAGCAUUGCUGCCCUCUUCAACGUCACCGAAGGCUCCUCCAAGCAGGCUCGCGAGGCCCCGCAUGUUCCUCUCUUCAAUGUGUCGCUGCUCCCGGUUUCCCAGUUUGAUGCUGCCCAGCUGUAUCUUGGCGAGCAUUCCGCCGCCACUCCUCGCCGAUGGCUGGCAAAGUCUGAAUCGACCUUUGCCGAAGUCAACCCUCGCAAGACCUUCGAUAUGAAGCAUCCCUACUACAGCCCGCUGACGGUCAGCAAGCCUCUGUACUCCGAAUCGAGCGACACCUUCUCGUUUGCACCGACUGCCCAGCCGCCUCCCACGCAAGAUCCUAACUACCGCAUCUCCAGUGCCGGCUCUGGUAUCCAAGUCUCUGUUGACCGCCAGUGCUACCACCUCGAGCUCGACACCACCGGAAGCAACGUCAAGUACGAGACUGGUGACCACGUCGGUGUCUUGGCCGAGAAUCGCGACCAAGAUAUCAAUGAGCUAGUGCAAGUCCUUGGUCUCUCUGGCGUCAACCUGCGCGAGUCGGUAGUCAAGCUGGAUGCCAACCUCGAGCAUCCCUCCGGAAAGAACGCCAAGCGCCCCUUCCCACUCCCUGCGACCCUGUACACUGUUCUCAAAUACUAUCUCGACCUCAAGCAGCCUCUGAAGCAGCACCACUUUGAGAUCCUCGGAAAGUAUGCUGCUGACGAAGCCGAGCGGGCCCUGCUCUACCAGCUGGUUGACGACCGCGAGUUCUUCCUGAGAACUGUGGACAAAGGCCAGAAGACCCUCACCGACAUCAUUCGCGAGUUCCCGAGCGUCGCCAAGAUUCCACUUGCCGUCGUCUUGACGGAGAUCUUGCCCCGCAUUGCUAUCCGGUACUACUCCAUCUCGUCGUCAUCCAAGCAAGAGCCCAACAAGAUUGGCAUCACCGCCGUUGUUGUGCGCUAUGCGCUGGAGUCGCCCUUGGCCAAGAACGAGUCCAAGUCUGCGGUCUAUCUCAAGGAGGGCCUCGCCACGUCGUGGCUCGAGCGCUGCCACAAGAAGCGCCUCGAGGUAGAAAGCGCCGUCGUUGUUGACAGCGACGCCAGGAACAUCCUGCCUCAUCUGCACUUGCCCAUGUACAUCCGCACCUCGACCUUCAAGCUCCCGCGCAACCCCUCAGUGCCGGUGAUCAUGGUUGGUCCCGGCACCGGUCUGGCUCCUUUCCGCGGUUUUGUCCACGACCGCUUCUUUGAGGCCCGGCGUGGCAAGGCAGUCGGUCGCACGCUCCUGUUUUAUGGAUGCCGAAGCCCCGAUAUUGAUUUCCUGUACCGCCCUGAGUUUGAGGCUCUCCAAACGGAGCUGAAGUCGUGGAGCGCCGAAGGCUAUGCCGGUCCCGAAAAGCCCUUCGACUUUGAGCUUGUCACUGCCUUCUCGCGGGUCCCUGAUCAGAAGAAGGUGUAUGUCCAGCAUCGUUUGGCGGAGUACAAGGCCGAGAUCUGGGAGAUCCUCGAAAAGAAGAAGGGCUUCCUGUUCAUUUGCGGUGAUGGCAAGUACAUGGCCAAGGAUGUCCACAAGGCCGUCAUUUCGGUCGGUGUUGAGAUUGGCGGCUUUGACGAGGAGCGCGCCCACACCUGGGUCAAGAACCUCAAGGCCCAGGGCCGUUACCUGGAAGAUGUCUGGUGAUUCGGAUAGUGCUCCAACCCACCUUGGCGGUUGGAGGGCUCGCAUUUAGAUGACGACAACUUCAUGUUCUGGCCCUCCUCACGGACUUGCUGCUCCGUGCCCAUCCAUUGCACUCUUGCAUCUAUUCCUUCGGAUAUCAUUGCGGCGCAUGCCUCAAAUGAAACGCUAUCUUCUAUCCCAUUGACCUUAGAGCUGUUGAGUAAUUCAGUAGCGAUAAACGGAAUCGAGUCAGAUUUGUCCCUUGCACUGGAACG
This is a messenger RNA of Polychytrium aggregatum, 2844 nucleotides long. RefSeq lists its product as uncharacterized. Lineage: Eukaryota; Fungi; Chytridiomycota; Chytridiomycetes; Polychytriales. Bases 197 to 2590 code for a protein of 797 amino acids. Gene Ontology annotation, molecular function: NADPH-hemoprotein reductase activity; flavin adenine dinucleotide binding; FMN binding. The record is from RefSeq and is a predicted model, not a curated record. Gene Ontology annotation, cellular component: cytosol. The transcript has 5 exons.